Messenger RNA from Equus quagga, 10011 nucleotides. It is a transcript of the gene CFAP46, whose product is annotated as cilia and flagella associated protein 46. The transcript has 59 exons. Gene Ontology annotation, molecular function: protein binding. Gene Ontology annotation, biological process: axoneme assembly; cilium movement involved in cell motility. The record is from RefSeq and is a predicted model, not a curated record. Lineage: Eukaryota; Metazoa; Chordata; Mammalia; Perissodactyla; Equidae. The coding region runs from base 39 to 7823 and encodes 2594 amino acids.
CACCGGCUCCACAGGAGAAAGCCAACCGGCCUGGAGCCAUGGACCUGGUUGUCACGGAGGAGCUGGCCCGCGCCGAGAGCCAGCAGGAUGCUGCCUCCCUGAAGAGGGCCUAUGAACUGAUCAAGUCUGCCAACCUGGGGAAGUCGGAGUUUGACCCCACAGAAAGCUUCAGCCCGGACCUGUUUGUUCUGUGUGCCGAGCAGGCCCUGAAGAUGGGGCAACCAGCGGUGAGCGAGGACUGCAUCCAGAUGUACUUCAAGGUGAAGGGGCCGGUCACCCAGUUUCUGGGCCGAGCGCACCUGUGCAGGGCCCAGCUGUGUGCCCCCAAGUCCACCGAAAACUUGGAGGAAUUUGAAAAUUGUGUGACUCAGUAUAUGAAGGCCAUCAACUUUGCCAAAGGGGAACCGAGGUAUUACUUCUUGGUGUACAACGCUUCAGUCCUCUACUGGCAGAUGGUGAGGCCAUUUCUCAAGCCUGGAUAUCAUCACCACCUGAUCCCCAGCUUCUCCCAAAUUGUGACUGUGCUGAAUCAGACGGAGGAAGAAGACAAGGACUGGCGGGCGGAGCUGAUGCUGGAGCUUCUGGAGUGUUAUCUUCAGGCUGGAAAAAAGGAGGAGGCCGCUAAGUUUUGCGCCACUGCAGCACCGUUCAUAAAAGCUAACGUGCCACAGAAAUAUCGACAAAUAUUUUCUGUUAUGGUGCAGCAUGAAUUAAUGGACGAGCUUCAGUUAAAGGAAGAAAAGAAAACUUCCAUUAGCCUGUCUGUCACUUUCCACAUUAAUAUGCUGAAAGCAAAACUGGAUAAAAAUGAUUUACCUGAAGACGUCAACAAAAUUCUGAAGGAGACCUAUGACCAUUUAGGUUCUUACGGUCACCAGCAGCUCCCUUCAAUCAGAGACGAAAAAAUUCUUUUGCUGUUUGAAUUGGCACAUCUUUCUUUGAUCUUGAAAUGCGAGGAGGUCUCCUCUGACUGCCUCUCAGACUUGAAGAAAAUUGACAGCAAAGAUCCUGGGAAGCUAAUUGAAAUCGAAUGCCUGGAGUGUGAAUUAGAAGCUUUAAGACUUGAAAAUAAAGUUAAACUCUACGUCCGAGCAGCUGUGGAGACCCAGCUGAAUAUAAUACAGAGACUUGACAUCGUGCUCCAGCGAGCCAUCCGCCUGGGUGACCCCCAGGUCAUCCAAGUGGUUUGUACCACCCAGUGGAACAUGUGUCUCCCUUUGCUGCAGCACAACCUGAGGCACCACCUGCGGAAGCCGCUGACCAGCAUUGUGGAGAUCUUGGAGAAGGUGGACAGCCUCAUGGUCCUGCUCCGCUGCCAAGCACACAUGGAGAUGGCCUGCAUCGAGGAGGAUGAGGACCGGCUGGAGCCUGCCAUGGAGCACCUGCAGAAGGCCAUGCGCCUGGACAGCCUGGGCCUCUACCAGGACAAUCUUUGGAUCGCCUUCAACCGGCUGCACCUGUGCACCAUGCUGUACCAGUCCCCCGAGCGCCCCGAGGAUAAAGCCACCAUGGCCAUUGAGCAGGCAAAAAAAGCUAUCCCGAAAGACAGUGUCAGGAAGAAGCGGGCUCUCCUGGUGAACGCGGGCCUGGCCCUUGCCCCUGACGCUUUCCAAAUUGUUCUCGACAGUGAGAAUGAGGCCAAGGUUUCCACAGGGAAGAACAGGGGCCGGUUCACCUACCUCUCCUCGAAGGCGCGGCACCACAUUGUCAGCGUGGACAAGGCCACCGGGCACCUGCGGCGUUUGGGGAAUGAGAACGACAAGGAGCGAAUUCAGAUUUGGGCUGAGCUUGCCAAAGUUGCCCGGAAGCAAGGCGUGUGGGACGUUUGCCGGGCAGCAAGCCGCUUCUGCCUCCUGUACGACAAAGUCAAGGUGAAGAAGCCGGUGAAGUGGAAAAGAGGAAAGAAGAAGAAAGGUGGAGACAGCUCGGUGCAGGAUACCUGGGGCCCAUCAGAGGCUGUCCUGCAGAGGCAGGCGUCCCCCAGCCUGCUGCGCAAGUUCGCGGAGGUGGGCUUCAUCUGCGCUGAGGCCACUGUCCACUUGCUGCGCUCAGAAGGCGUAGAGCUAAAUGACUGUCCCAGCCCCCCUGAGGACUUGAGCCAGCACGCGGCUGGCUACACACUCGAGUCCACAGAGGACAACGCAGAGUGGAUCAUGUACCGGAACUGGAUAGAGAGUCUGUCGCAGUACGCCAUGAGCAACUGGCUGCGGUCUGCCGAGAUUGGACAAGAGAUACGGGAGGCCUGGAUCGUGCAGAAUGCGGUGGUCUAUGUCCUGAAUCACAACCACCAUCUCAUCAUGGCCGGGCGACAGAAGGAGCUUGUGGAUGCCCUGUAUCACCUCCUGAGCAUCGUCAAGGCCAUGGGCCAUGGCGGGGACUCUGUGACGUUGGUGAUGCUGUGCAAUGCUUUGGCUCGAGGCUUGAUUAUCAACUGGAUUCCAACCCAGACUCCAGAAAAAUCUAGGAAACUUGUGCGACCAAACGUGUUUCAUGCAUUAGUGGACUCGGGAGCCAGCUCUGAAGUGAGAACCGCAGUGGAGGUCUGCGAGUUUGCACUGAAUCUGACCAACGGGUCGGUGCCCGAGGAGGCGGUGCCUGUCAACGCCCGGCAGCAGCUCAUCGCCACCUGGGUGAAGGGCAAGCAGCUGCUGCAGCAGCAGAUCGGGCCGCGGCUGGGCACAGACGAGCAGAGUACUAAUGAGGACAUCAACUCAGUGACCAGAGUCCUUGUCGCUCUGGAGAUGUACUCCUGCAACGGGCUGGGCCUCAUGGACUUCACCGUGCCCCCCUUGGCCCAGGUGGUGAAGAUGGCUUGCGAGUGCAGCUGGUCGGAUCCCCUGGUGGAGCUGCAGACCCUCACGCGCCUGACCCACUUCGCCUUCGCCGCCCAUGACCACGAGAUCACCAUGGCGUGUUCGCAGAAGGCCAUCCAGAUGGGCAUUAAGUGCCUGAGGAUGUCCAAUCCGGUGGAAGCUCAGCUGAUGGCUGAAAUGCUGAGCACCACAGCCUGCACGCAGGGCAGGAGCAUCCUGGAGAACCUGAGGGGGAGGAAGCAGCUGCGCCUGCCAGCCGCCAAGGCCUUCCUGGAGAGCGCGAGGUUUGGGGGCAUGGCGGGGAGCAGUGCCCUGGUGAUGCUGGCCGCCCGGCACUACUGGAACACCUGGCUCCCGCUGCUGUCCUCUGCGGGCAACAGGAAGAAAUGCAAGGGUGCCUUACAGAGGAUCAUCAGCAUCAUCAACAAGACAGAAGCGAAAAAGCAGGAAAAAGGGAAAACGCUCCUUCUGCACCAGUGGCCUACAGCGGACUUACAGAGUGGAGGGACUACUGAAGGUUAUUUUCUCCCAGGGACCGAGGAUGACCUGACUCUGCGCGCGGCGCUCUAUGGCCUGCUCUUCCACUGCCACGCUGACCACGCUGACUGGGAGGGAGGCCUCAAGGUGCUGGACGAGGCUCUGCAGGUGCUGCCGCGGACGGCGCACCGCCUCUUGAUUUUUAAGCAUAUGGUCAUUGUGAAGGCCAAACUUGGCCAGAAUUUUACAAUGGAGAUACAGAAAUUCAAAGACGAAAGUGAGGAUUAUUUGGCACACAUGUGGCACCGCCUGGCCUUGAACUCGAAGACCAUCUGUGGAGAGCUGACCUGCUAUCAUAAUGCAAUUCAGGCCUUACAGAAGCCAGAAAGUGACUGGCAGAAAAUUGACUAUAUCAUGGAAUUCAGCGAAUGGCUGUAUUACAAGCACUUUCCUAUUGAAGACGUGAUCUUCCACCUGAGGUCGGCAAUCGACAUGCUGCUGCUGAUGAAACCUGCCAGGGACACACCUGAGCCAGCAGAGGAACAUAGGUCCCCCCAGGCAACCUCAGAGAGCCCAGGCUCCGAGGACAGGGGGACAUUCUCCUUGGAAAGCCUGCGAAGUGUGCGGCAGUUAGAAACGCUGGCCCGUGCACACAUCCUGCUGGCCCUGAUGGUGUCCCCGAGUGCUGCCGGCUACCAGGACUACUGCCUCAUGGCCUACACCUUCCUCAGGCGCAUCUGGCAGGUUUCUUUAUUGACAGCAGGAAAGUCAAUUUUAGAAAAUAAAAUUCUAGCAGCAGCUAGUUCACGUUUGUCGUUGCCCAAAAAAGAGAAGGAGAAGGAGAAGAGCAAGGACAAGGACAGAGAGAAGGGCAGAGACCCAAAGCAGUAUCAAAUCCCAAGUCCUAGCAAACUGCCUGAAGCUUUGCCGGCAAGCAUAGAAGAAUGGGCUUCCUACUCCUGCCCUGAAGAAGUGGUGUCUGUGUUUAAACAAGAUAAAAGUGACUUUACUAUUAACCCAUCGAGUAUCCAGAAGCCAACGUACAGUUUAUAUUAUCUGGACCACUUGGUCAGGGCCCUGCAGAAGAUGUCCCUUGAUGAGCUCACAAUCCCAGUCCUGCAGAUGGGUGUAGUGAUUGCAGCCUCCGUGGUAGAAAGCAAGAGCCUCAAAGAUCUCUACCACCUUCGACUUGCCCUGGUCUGUUCCGAGUUGAAGCUGCGAGAAGCAGCUGCCUACCAUGAGGAAGUGGUCGGGCAGAUGUACCUUGGAGAGAUGGAGCAGGCGAGCUGCAGAAAAGAAAUUGCCUUGAAGAAGGAGAAAGACAAGGAACCACUAUUAGAAGAGAGUCUGCGAGCACUGAAUGAGGCCAUAACUGCAGUCCAGCAAGCAGAGAUGCAGCCCCUCAUGGCGAGGGAUAAGAUUUUGAAGAUAAACGAAGAGACGGGGAGAGGCCUGGAUGGAACAUCCUUUCCCCAGUUGUGGACCCUCAAAGCGGAGGUUCUACUUGAGAUGGACCUGUACCAGCCUGCAAGGCUGCUCCUGUCGGAGGCGUACCUGGCCUUCCAGGAGCUUGAGGAUCCUUGUGCAGAAUCAAACUGCCUGUAUCUUCUAGCACAGCUGGCAAACAAGGAGAGAAACUAUGGCCAAGCUAAGAAGCUGAUAGAGAGGGCUCAGCUCCUGGGGGGAGGUGAGGAGUUUUGGUACAAGUCGACGCUGACCCUGGCAGAUGCGCUCUUGUGCACGGAAAAGGAAGGAAGAGAAGUGGCGGUCUGCCACCUGUUUCAAAAACUCAUAGAUGCCUUCAAAGUUCUCAAGAAAGAAAGGCCUAACCGAUCGUCUGUGUUGGAAUUCAUGGCCGCAGACCUGGAAGCCAGGUCUGUGAGCCUCCGCAUCCAAGUCGCCCAGGAGCCAAUUGAGGGCGAACCUUCUGAUCGCGCGUUUCUGCUGAACCAGAUGGAUGACUACUUGUUGGAGAUUGAGAACAGGUUCAUCAGCUGUGGCUACCAAGAGCACUGUGUGGAUAUAAAGCUGGAGCGUGCAAAGAUAAAGAGGUUGUGCGCCCAAGACGAGAAAGACGAAGAGCAGAAAACUGUGUGCUACUUGGCCGCGUACCACUUGGCCCAGAGAGCCGUGGCGGAAGAAGAGCAACGAUUCCACAGUGUUCAGGGCUUGCUGUCCCUUCAAGACCUGCAGAACGUCAACACUCCACUGAUGAGGAAGCUGGCGCGCCUCAAACUCAGCCUCGUGGAGAUGUCUCUGGACAUGCUGCAGCUGAGCUGGGAGGACGCGCUGGAGAAGCAGCUGGAGCAGGGCUCCAUGGACAAGCUGCUGGCGGACUAUCUGCAGAGCACGAGCGACUACACGUCCAUCGGCUUGCAAUGGUUCACGCUGAAGCGAACCCUGGCCCACGUUGCGCUGGCGCAGCUGGGGAGCCUGCCAUCACUGUGUGUCGGAUGCGUGGAGAUCCGUGCCCGGGUCCUGGGCCUGGCCGGGAAGGCCCUCCGCCUGCUGGCUGUGCACGCAGACCCUGUGCGCCCUGCCUCCUACUGGGAGGAGAGUCUCUCAGCAGGUGCUGAGCCGAGCAGCCUCAAGGGUCUGGAGAUACUCCAGGAGGAGGGGGACGACGAGGAGCACAACAGCGACCUGCCGGCCUUCAGGACAGCCCCCGAGGAGCACAGCAGGAAAGGCUCAGAUCUGAAGAGGAGGAUGGCGCUGGCCCGGCGGUACCUGGCGCAGGCGUCUGAGGUGCUGCUGCAGUGCCUGCAGCUCUCCCUGGGCAGCAGCCUCCUGGACGUCGCAGCAGCCGCCAGCCUGGAGAUGGUGGAGUGCGUCGGCAGCCGGGACCCAGCGGCCGCCUGCCAGUUCCUGGUGUUGUCACAGAGCUGCUCGGCCUCGGCGAUGAUGCGGGAUGUCCUGCUCACGGCCACGGCCGACACCAGCAGCUCCCAGCUGGCGGCCCUGCUGCAGCUCGAGCACAGGCUGAAGCUCCAGGAGAGGACGUCCACCAGCCUGUUCACCAGUGUGGAGCAGAGGCUGGCUGCCAUCUCCAAGGCUUGGCAAAAUCUCUGCGUCACUGAGCAACACUUUAACCUCCUGAAUGAAAUUCCUCCUACUUUUCGGAUCCUCCUCCUACACCAUUCACAAGACGGGACCCAUCUGUACGGCGCUGCCUACGAGAGACCCAGGUUCAUCCCCGCAGCCAAAGGGAAGGUGGUCCAGGUCGGGGGCUCCUGCAAAGUGGCUCGGGUGGCUGUGAGUCCGGCCGCCUUUUCCUGCCUCUUGGCCGGGGCCCAGCAGUUCUGGGAGCAGACCCAGGCCGAAGUGUACAGUGAGGACAUGGCCCUGAGCUCAGGCUUGGAAACGGAAAGCGCGCACCUUGAAGGGGAGGGAAGCUCUGUGCAGAGACUCAGCGAUGACGUUCUGAAGCCCAUGGAGGAUUAUCUGAGGCCGCUCUUCCCGCUGCUCAGCUGCCCUGAAGCCGGAAUACAGGCCCCCACGAUUGUCGCGGAUUUGGGGAAAUCAAAGAGCAAAGACAAGGAGAGGAAGCCGUCCCUGCCCCAGGUUCAUCUCGAGGCUGCAGACAACAUCAUCCUCAUUGUGGACAGGCAUCUUUUGGAGCUGCCGCUAGAAGGUCUCUCUGUGUUCAGGGAAGGGACGGUCUCCUCUGUGUCACGAGAGUUUUCUCUCCAAAUGCUGUGGAAUCGCCUCCGUAAAGAGGAGACAGAAGGGAACAUGAAAAAGAAGGAUGGCAAAGGCAAAGAGCUAAAGAAGAGAAGUCCAGGAAAGAAGGGCUGGAAGGGCAGCACGCCCCGUGUCAUCCCCACUGACUGCAUCUUAGUCGCCUCAGACGACUUCAAGUUCAUCGUGGACCCCUAUGAGGAGGCCCAGGGCAUAGAGACGCUGACUCCUGUCUCCGUAACCCGGGAAAUUUUGGAAAGAUACCAAGACAUGUUCACUGCAAGAUGGGUGGGACAUCUGGGCAGCACACACUUUCCAAGCCAGGCUGAGUGGGAGCAGCUCCUGGACAGCUGCAGCGGCUUUUUCUUCUAUGGGAUGGAGAGCAUGCUGUCACACGUGUUAGUGGAAAGGCUGGCGGCCAUGAACUUACAAGAGUGCCAGAUGAUGGUCGUGCUGGACCUGACUCGGUCCUACGAGAGCAUGCGGCGGCAGCUGGAGGUCUCAGAGAACAAGAGUGCACCCCAGCUGUCCUUGGAGGGGCCUCUCAAGACUGCCAUCCUUCUGAGUCUGGUGGGGGUCAGGAGCAUCUUGGCGAACCAGUGGCCGACACUCCUGCAGGACAAUGCGCUGCGUGCCAGCAUCUUGUGGGAAAAUCUGUUGACACUCGGCAAGCCGGUCGGGAGAGCAGUCCGUCUCCUUCAGAAGAUGGAAGCCAGCGAAGUGGCCAACCACGGUGAGUCUCCGCAGACCUCCAGGGAGAAAUUCAUGUUCCGGCCACUGCCCCACGGCUCUAAGCUGCUCCCUGUUGCCCUCAACUUGGUCCUCUAUGGGCUGCCACACCUGGCCAUCGGCUGAUGGAGGCCUGGGCCCCGCCUCCCAACAGCCCUGCUUCACCGCCCUGGACACACUCCAUUCCCACCUACGGCUGUCCCUCCCAGUUCCUCAGGAGUUCCGGCCCUGGCCACGGCCCCAGCCCCUCCUCCAGUGCCUCCUGCAGGGCUGCACUACCCAGGUUCCCUCCACCCCUCCAGUUCUGCUCACGGCGGCGCCUGCCUCCAUCACCACUGUCAGGCCAGGACCCACCCAGGGUCUGGCCUGCUUUGUGGCUCCCCCCCUCCAGACCGCCUACCACCCAGCACCCACAGGACCCUCGUGGAGGGAGGAGAAUAUCUCUGGGGCUCAGAGGGGUGGGUGGGGUGAGGAAUGCAUCAGGGGUCAACCCCUAGCACCCUCCCCUGCCCUGUGCACCCAGGGUGGUCUCAAUCCAGGGGGGGGCCGGGUCCCCGUGGGGUGUUGGGACAGGGGUGGUCUCCACCUCCUACAAGGCUUCAGCAGCACGUGGGCCUCCACAGACAACUUCUGGCUGACGGCAGACUCCUUUCCCUGGGGACAAGGCUCCUGGUCCCUCAGGGGACAGCCCCUCUCAGAGUACAUCCCAGGCGCUCCUGCCCUGUCCUGAUCAGAAGCCAUGUCAGGACAGACUUGUUUUCAGUUGAGGUGCUUCAGUAAACAAUUGAAUCAGCCUCUGUGGUGGUGUGGUGCCUGUGCCCCGGGGCUCGGUCUGGAACCAGCGAUGGUUCUGGCUGCCACCCCUUCCUGCCCGCCGCAGGGACACCAGCACUUCCUUCAGCCUCCACAGAGGGAGCACGCUGAAAUGAGCCCCAGCCCUCCGCCUGGGGCCUUCCCCGGGGGCCCGCGUCCAGUAGAGGAGGCGUGUCCCCAGGGAAGGGGCAUGUCCUCCUUCCAGCCGGCUCUGCAGAGGCACGUGUGGCCACUGUAGGCUGUCCCUGAGGGCUGCACGGCCCUGCCCUCAGCCCAGGGCCUCCAGUCCGUGUGAGACUGCGGCCAGCGAGAUGGGAGGGAGAGACAGGCCAGCCAAGCUCCAGCACCACUGGGUGUCAGCCGGUCCUGUGCAUUCCCGCCACCAGGGCUCAGGCUGGGGCUGUGUCUUCAGCCUGGGACCCAACACACCACGACAAGUGGAGAGAGCCGCCACAGGGUGACGUGAGCCUUGUGGGGCUGGCUCCAUGGUGCAGCCUGGCGGUUCUGCCUGCUGUGCUCCGCAGGAGGCCCGACUCUCCUGGCUCUGUGCCCAUGUCCCUCAGCGUCCGAAGAGACGCCCCGGGGGGACUCGAGGGCAUAGAAGGGCAGGAUUGUGCUCCUCCAGAACACUCCAGGCUGUGGAGCCCCCGCCCAGGGCAGUGCCCACCCUCUGACCCCCUUGCUGGCCCCUCUGACUCUGGGCACCGUUCUCCCACUGUGGGGACUGCAUGUCCAUGGGGCCCAGCAGAAUUUGAGCGGGGCACCCACUCUCUCCAAAUGCCUCUUGGCUGAGUGGCCAGCCCUGGACUUUGCUGGCCCUGAUGUCCCCAGCACCCGGCAGUUCCUGGGGCCCUGAAGGGGCCUGUGCAGGGAGAGGGCCUCACUGGGGGAGGAGCCUGUGGUGCUGUUUCCCAGGCAGACCCACCUCCUGCCGGGCUCUGGGGGUCUGGUGGCGCUGGGCUGUGGAUAUUUAAGAAAACACCCCACUCACCCCUCCCUAGGGGCUGCAGGCUGGGCCCUGGGAGACCCUGGGGUGCCAGACCAGUUCUGCAUCUUGAUUGUGUCAGUGACACCAAUCUAUAUGUGGGGUGACAUGUCACAGCUUACACACACACACAAACACCGGUGCAGACACCUGUAAGAAGCAGUGAAAAGGGAAUGUGGCCACAGCGUGCCCAGGGCUGCACCAGCCUCAGCUCCUGGCAGCUGUUUCUGACAUUGCCCCGGGGAAGCUACAUGCAGGGCCAGCCCUGCCUGUACUGUCUGCAACUUCCUGUGAAUCUGUAAUUAAUUCAACAGAAAAGAUAAAGAAAAAGCUCAUCUUUGGUAAUCUUGAAAGGUGGUGAGUCCCAUCUUUUCUGUUUGAUUUUUCCUUUUUUCAAAUAUAUACACAUGUUCCAGUUUUUUAAAAAAAAGCUAACUAAUGACCAGGGAAUAAAUUCAAAUCAGAGCAGCACUAAAAAUAUGAGCUUUCUUCUAGAAAGAUGUUGGCACCCACCCA